This is a messenger RNA of Oncorhynchus masou masou (cherry salmon), 4717 nucleotides long. It is a transcript of the gene asns, whose product is annotated as asparagine synthetase. The transcript has 12 exons. Gene Ontology annotation, molecular function: asparagine synthase (glutamine-hydrolyzing) activity. The record is from RefSeq and is a predicted model, not a curated record. Bases 118 to 1806 code for a protein of 562 amino acids. Gene Ontology annotation, cellular component: cytosol. NCBI's taxonomy places the organism in Eukaryota, Metazoa, Chordata, Actinopteri, Salmoniformes, Salmonidae.
GUCCAGUGGAGGACAUAGUCAUCACUACGGUGUACUGAAGUUCUGUCGUUGCAUCAUUUCAGGCGCUGAGGAGAAUACUAUUAAUUCACACCUUUGUGUCAACGACAAAGCCCCAGGAUGUGUGGUAUAUGGGCCUUGUUUGGCAGUGACGAGUGCCUGUCGGUUCAGUGCACCAGCGCUAUGAAGAUUGCCCACCGAGGCCCUGACGCCUUUCGCUUUGAGAAUGUCAACGGCUUCACAAACUGUUGUUUCGGCUUCCAUCGCCUGGCUAUUGUAGACCAGCUGUAUGGCAUGCAGCCCAUCCGCAUCAAGAAGUUCCCCUAUCUCUGGCUUGUCUACAACGGAGAAAUCUACAACCACCAUACGCUGAAGGAGCGGUUUGAGUUUACUGACUACCAGACCAAAGUAGAUGGUGAGAUCCUGCUUCACCUGUAUGAGCGCUUCGGCAUUCAGAAGAUGGCGUCCCUAUUGGAUGGAGUGUUCGCCUUCGUCCUCCUGGACACAGCCAAUAGGAAGGUUUUCCUGGGGAGGGAUACGUAUGGCGUGCGGCCCUUGUUCAAACUACUGACUGACGACGGCUUCCUGGCUGUGUGCUCUGAGGCAAAAGGUCUGACUGAUAUCACCCACUCAAUGUCCUCACCUCCUAAGAUCACUCCAUUCCUCCCAGGACACUUUGAGGUGUUUGACCUGAAGCCCACAGGGAAGGUAGGGUCUAUUCAGAUGGACCGCUUCCACUGCUGCACCCAGGAGCCCAACCACGCUGCCUAUGACACAGUAGAGAGGCUCCCCUCAGGUUUUGUCCCAGAAACAGUGAAGAGCAACAUCCGGUCUUUGUUUGACAACGCUGUCCGGAAACGCCUCAUGGCCCACAGGAGGAUCGGCUGUCUUCUCUCAGGUGGUUUGGACUCUAGUCUGGUGGCAGCUACGCUGGUUAAACUGGCCAAAGAGGAAAAGUUGAAGUACCCCAUCCAGACCUUCGCUAUCGGGGCUGAAGACAGCCCAGACAUUCUGGCUGCUCGCAAGGUGGCGUCCUACAUCGGCAGUGAGCACCACGAGGUGAACUUCACCCCUGAGGAGGGUCUCAAAGCCGUGGAGGAGGUCAUCUUUCACCUGGAGACCUAUGACAUCACCACCAUACGCGCCUCUGUCGGCAUGUACCUAGUGUCAAAGUACAUCCGUGAGAAGACUGACAGCGUGGUGAUCUUCUCUGGGGAAGGCUCUGACGAGCUGACACAAGGAUACAUCUACUUCCACAAGGCUCCCACUCCCAAGGCAGCAGCAGAAGACAGUGUUCGUCUGUUGAAGGAGCUGUACCUGUUUGACGUGCUCAGAGCAGACCGCACCACCUCUGCACACGGUCUAGAGCUGAGAGUGCCUUUCCUGGACCACAGGUUCACAGCGUACUACCUCUCCCUGCCUGAGGAGAUGAGGCAACCUAAGGAUGGAGUGGAGAAGCACCUCCUCAGAGACUCAUUUAAAGGUCUGAACCUGAUCCCAGACGAGAUCCUAUGGCGGCGUAAAGAGGCCUUCAGUGACGGAAUAAUGUCUGUCAAGAAGUCCUGGUACAACAGCCUGCAGGACCAGAUGGAGUCUGAGGUGAACGACUUCCAGCUGGAGAAGUCUCCUAAGACGUUCCCGUUCCUCCCUCCCAGAACCAAAGAGGCGUACUUCUACCGCCAGGUGUUUGAGAAGCUUUACCCGGGCCAGGCUGAGUGGCUCAGCCACUACUGGAUGCCCCGCUGGAUCAAUGCUACAGACCCCUCAGCCAGAACCCUCUCCAUCUACAAGCCUGAAAAGGACCAGUGAUACAGAAACAACAGUGGCUCUUUUCCAGUGUCCUCACUUGCGUAGCACUUAGAGUGAAGCAGUCUAUUGAGCAUGCAUGCAUUCUAAGUGGUAUGAUAGUAUGGAUAUUGGAACGUAGAUUGUGUCAGCUGUCAAUCACUUGUGCCAUUAUUACUACACCUCAUCUUCACACCAUUACUACACCUCCCCUUCACAACAUACCUAUCUGGAAACAGUCUGAUGCUAAAGUUGUGAUUUUUAUGGAAUUUUGGGUAACGAUUAGGCUUACUUUUCAUGCAAAUGGUCACGGUUAUUGUAAUUUUGGUUUAAAAAUGGUUUGACCUUGUAACGCUUCAUAAUGCAUCUAAACCUAAUGAAUAGAACACAGCAUUGGUGACAUCCCUGUUUCAAAAACGAAUGGAUUUGACCUCUUGGAACUUUUGGAAAUGAAACUUCUCCCAACCGUGCCGUUCCGCUCAUAAAAUGAUUACCAACUUUUUUCAUGUAAAACUGCUAUUUGGUAAAUUAUUUAUACUUAUAAAGUUGAAUCCCCAUUCUCCUGAAACUUGAAUCCCCCUUUUCCUAAAAUUAAUUUAUUAAGACUAUUUUUUAGUUCACGUUAUUGACCAUAAUUGUCGGUUACACAAUUAUGCGAUAAUUAUGGCAGCUCUAUGGAGGAAUCAUCAAGCUCUAGUACUUAACCAGUGUUAAUUACAGUUACAGGGUCAGUACUGAUUUGGGAAACUGCUGUUUCACUAGGAAUAGUUGAUCAUGUUGGAAGACUGGAAUGAUGCUGUAGGCCAUCUAUCUGGAAUUCAGUAGCACUACUGUAAUGCUUUCAUCGAUUAUAGUACCAUAUGUUGAUUACACAGUACAUAUUAUAUCUAAAUUACAUACAUAUUUUAACAGCUUCAGACAUUGGCUAAACCUUAACCUGAUAUUUAACUGUUCCUAAUGAGUGCUUUUUUCUGUCAUUUACAUUAAGUUAGAUGCGUAUAACCGGUACCGCAAUUGUCCUUUUGCCUCUUACCCAGACAGGGAGUAGACUGUAAUAGGUUCAAUUCCAUGCAAGAAGAUGUCUUGAUUAUGUCACAGGAGACAAUAGAUAGGAUAGCUUUUAGGUAUAGAUCAGUUGCGGUCAGUGCCGUUCUAUUUCAGCAUGUUGGAUGACUGUCAUUCAUAUUCCAUUCAGCCAGUUCAAUGUAACAGCGAUAGGUUCAGACUACUACGUGCUUCUCAUAUUUUCCCUAUUGAGGUGACAGACGGUGACAUUCAAUACCGCCUUGCACUCUCUGUCCUGCAUCUAGCUGAUAUAGGACGUAAUCAUUGGUCCAACAGUUGAAACAGCGCCCCCGCCUAGACUGGAGGGUACACCCUGCAUGGCCUGGGUCUCUCAUAUGGACUGUCACUCAGUGACACUGGCGAUGUCUAACAAUGACACAACUCUGUUUCUCCCCGUUUUGUUCCGUUUGCUCACUUUUUAAGAAACGCGUUUCAACAGAAUCCGCGGAAUGAAUACACCGCUGAUCACGCGUAAACACAGCCACGUUGUAUUUCUUCUCGCAUCUGCGCGCUCUUACCUCUUCCCGUCGCGUGUGGACUUCAAUGCACAACACAUCAGCUGUAUGUGAUCAGGCAAAAAAAACAACUUUUCAAGCCAAACCACCACACACAGCCUGCAUCGUUGUCACCAUAUUAGCUAAAGUAACGUCCUCGUCAACAUUGCUAAUAUAACUAAUGCGUUAGUAAACCCACUACAAUCAUGCAGUAACUUUACAGUGUAUAGUCAGUAAGCAGUUACACCGUCAGGCCCCGGGGGCAAUAAUUUAAUAAAACCACAAGCUUACCUUGACUUGGAAGAGUUCCAGUGUUGUGUUAGUCAUAGCCAGCGGGCUAAAAUGGCAUCCUGCUGUUUGGGCGGAGUGUUUCAGUAGGCUAAACUAGCUCGCUGCAUUUACUAGCUAAAAAACGACAAUCUCUCUAUAUACACUUCUCUCUUGCUUCUCCUGCAAAUGGAAGAAAUUAAUUUGUUCAAAACUGUUCAACUAUUUUCUUUCUCUCUCUUUGAGUCAACUACGCACCACAUGCACUGCAGUGCUAGCUAGUUAUAGCUUAUGCUUUCAGUACUAGAUUAAUUAUCUGAUCCUUUGAUUGGGUGGACAACAUGUCAUUUUGUAUUUGUAUUGAUUAUGGAUCCACAUUGCUGCAAGAGCUCUGAUAGGUAGGAGGACAUCCUCCAGAGGUUGUUAUAAUUACUGUGUAAGUCUAUGGAAGGGGUUGAGAACCAUGAGCCUCCGAGGUUUUGUUUUGAAGUCGAUGUACCCAGAGGAGGACUGAAGCUAGCUGUCCUCCUGCUACACCUUGGUGCUACCCUACAGAGUGCUGCUGAGUCUACUGUAGACCUUUGCAAAAUAGUGUUUUAAUCAUUUAUUUGGUGACGUGAUUAUAUUUAUUAUAGUAUUGUUUCAUCUAAAAAAGAAUUACUUUAAAAAGUUUUACUUAAAAAAAAUGAAAUUCACUGAGGAUGGUUCUCCCCUUCCACCUCUGAGGAGCCUCCACUGGUAUAGAUGGUAUAGACAUUCUCCUGUUCUUUACCCAACCUGAUGAAGAGAAGUAUCCCAAUUCAACUCAUGUCUUUUAAACAUUUUAAAUGUCAGAACAGAAUUAUGAUGAAACUUUGUAAUGCUUUGAUGCCUUGAUCAAUCCCCAAGGUUAUCUUUCUUUGAACAUUUCUUAUUGAAAAGGAUAAUCGCUCACCAUUAAAAAAGUAGUAUUUUAUUGAAGCAACUAUAAAAGCUUGACUAUCGGGCCAUAAUCAUAACAACAUGUUUUCACCCCCCCUUUUUUUGUUGCUAUAAUUAUUAUCCUAAUCAGAGCAAAGACCAUGACAUGGUGUAAUAGUGACUAUAAACCAUAAUAAAGUGUGUGUGUG